Molecule: messenger RNA, 3388 nt
Organism: Microtus oregoni (creeping vole)
Lineage: Eukaryota; Metazoa; Chordata; Mammalia; Rodentia; Cricetidae
Gene: Znf570
Product: zinc finger protein 570
Exons: 4
Coding region: 225-1775 (516 amino acids)
Biological process (GO): regulation of transcription by RNA polymerase II
Cellular component (GO): PcG protein complex; transcription regulator complex
Molecular function (GO): DNA-binding transcription factor activity, RNA polymerase II-specific; RNA polymerase II cis-regulatory region sequence-specific DNA binding
Source: RefSeq, a predicted model, not a curated record
AGAGGUUCUUCUUUCCCGUCCCUUUCCCCCUGAGGCUAAAUUCCCUCAACCUAAGGUCAGAGGGUUUGGAGGAGAUUCCAGAGCCUUCCAGGAAGAAACGGAAGGGAAUCUUACCGCAGUUGGUUCUGCCGGAGUGGAGUGGGCCGGGGAGUGGCCCGCGCGCGUCUCUCGGACACCGGUCAUCAGGCACUCUGGGUGGCCCUCGGAACAGGACAGUUUUGGCUAUGGAGAUGGUGACCUUCAGAGAUGUGGCAGUAGACUUCUCCCGGGAGGAAUGGGAUUGUCUGAAUUCUUCUCAAAGGCAUUUGUACAGCCACGUGAUGUUGGAGAACUACAGGACCCUGGUGUCUCUGGGACUUUGCUUUUCCAAGCCAAGUGUGAUACUCUUGUUGGAACAAGGAAAAGAGCCGUGGACGGUGAAGACCGAACUGACAGACAGUUUGUCCACAGAUCGGGAGUCUAUGAAUGUGAAUGAAGGAUUAAUCCCAAAGCAGGAACUUUAUGAAGAACAGUCAUCCAGAAAGAUAAUUGAGGAACUUAGAAGUAUCGGCCUUGAUUGUCCCAGUUUGAUGGGAGAAUGGGACCAUGAGCAUCAUUUUGAAAGACAAUCUGAAAAUCUAAAAGCAUAUUUCAAGGAAGAGACCAUUGCUCUUGAAGCUCUGAUUGAUAACAGAUCCUGGGGAGGUUUCUAUCAGAACACAUUGCCUCAUACACGACAGACAACCUCCAAAGAGAAGAGUGCAUUUAAACAAGGCACACACAAGAAAAGCUUGAAGACUGACAAGCCCAAGAGCACCUACACAGAGAAGAAACUUCUGAAAUGCAGCAAUUGUGAGAAAGUCUUCAGCCAGAGCUCCUCCCUCACCCUCCAUCAGAGAACCCACACUGGAGAGAAGCCCUACGCAUGCACGGAGUGUGGGAAAACCUUCAGCCAGAGGUCAAACCUCCUUCAGCAUCACAGGAUUCAUACCGGAGAGAAGCCCUACGAAUGUAAGGAAUGCCAGAAAGCGUUCAGCCAGAACGCGCAUCUAGUUCAACACCUGCGAGUUCAUACUGGAGAAAAGCCGUAUGAGUGUAAGGUGUGCAGGAAGGCCUUCAGCCAGUUUGCCUACCUUGCUCAGCAUCAGAGGGUUCAUACUGGAGAGAAACCCUAUGAAUGUAUUGAGUGUGGAAAAACCUUUAGCAAUAGGUCAUCUGUUGUUCAACACCAGAGAGUUCACACGGGAGAGAAACCUUUUGAGUGCAGGGUGUGUAGGAAAGCCUUCAGCCUUCGCGCAUACCUUACUGUGCACCAGAGAAUACACACGGGGGAGAGACCCUACAAAUGCAAGGAAUGUGGGAAAGCCUUCAGCCAAAAUUCCCACCUUGCUCAGCAUCAGAGAAUCCAUACAGGUGAAAAACCUUAUAAAUGCCAGGAAUGUAGGAAGGCCUUCAGCCAGAUUGCCUAUCUUGCUCAACAUCAAAGAGUUCACACGGGGGAGAAACCUUAUGAAUGUAUUAAGUGUGGGAAGGCUUUUUGCAAUGACUCGUCUCUUACUCAGCACCAGAGAGUGCAUACUGGAGAGAAGCCUUAUGAAUGUAAUAUUUGUGGGAAGGCCUUCAGUUACUGUGGAUCCCUUACCCAGCAUCAGAGAAUCCACACAGGAGAGAGACCCUAUGAGUGUAAGGAGUGUAAGAAAACCUUCAGGCAGCACGCACAUCUUGCUCAUCACCAGAGAGUUCACACUGGGGAGUCACUCUUACCCCCCAAUCCAGGCAAUCACCAAGUCCUGUAAAUCCCAGCUCCUAAAUAUUUCCGAAAUCUGUGUUCUUUUCUGUCUUUAGUGAUGAUCACUGCUAUAUUGUUCUAAUGGGUUUCCAGUAUCUAUUAUUACUAUCUCCAAGUGAUUUUCCAAUAAUGUACCCAAAAUGAUUUUAUUUUGAAGUGAAUCUUGUGUUAAAAAAAAAAAAGCUGGCCUUAGACUCAUUAUGUAGUCAAGGUUGGCCUCAAUUCAUUACCUUCCUGCCUCUGCCCCUCAAGUGCAAGUGCCGAGAUUACAGAAGUGUGGUACCAUACCCAGCAAUUCUUUUAAGGUGUAAAGAUUAACACAUCACCAUCUCCACCUAAAACUGUCCUUUCCUGCUAUUGUUUUUAGACUAAUCAACACCCUUAAAAUUGUAUAUAAGACUCUUUUUUUGUAUGAUCCAAACAUAUCAUUCAGCUUUAUUUUCUCCCUGCCUGCUUUAGGCACUAGACUCUUCUUAACACUGUGAGCUUAGUUCUGGGAAACCGUAGCUCUGCCAUUACUAUGGCACUGUGUGACUUUGAACAACUAAUUUAACUUGUCUAAACCUCAUGGUUUUAAUCUUAAAAUAGGGAUAUUAAAGGCUACUGUAUUGUGGAAAUGUAUUACAUGAAAGUAUCUGUUGAAAAUUAAUCCAUACUGAGAUGAGGAAUUUGCAUGCAGAACACUUAACAUAAGACAUCGACUCUAGCAGAGCCUCAGUAAAUAGGUGCAUGCCAGGCACUGGGCACUGUUCAAUACAGUUAGCAUACUUUAAUUCAUUUACUUCUCACAGCUGAGAUAAGAUUCGCUGAACCUCUUUGGGAAGCACCCGAUCAGAAUUGAAAAAAGCUUAAAUAUUUUAGAACAUAAAUGGGAGUUUUCAUCCUCUUGGCGAAUAAUCAUUAUAGACACAGGUAGUAAACAAAAAUUGAUUAUUAGUGUUUUAUCAAGUUUCUAAAGAGAAUGGAGUAAAUCAAACUGGGCUUUCUAGUGUAUUAUGAAUCAUUUUGUGGUGUUUUUUUUAAUGUGUGGCAUGUUGGACCUUCAUGAAUCAGUUCCUUAUGAAAUUCCAAUAAAAUACUUCACUGAAGCUAAAAUUUUCAUAAUGAACACACAAAAUAAAAACCAAAAACAAUCAUGGAAAUUUUUUUUAUUGAAAUUAAAGUUGAACUAGGAGCUGGAGCAAUGACUCAGCAGUUAAGAGCAGUAGCUGCUCUUGCAGAGGACCCAGGUUCAGUUUCUAGCACCCACAUGGCAAUUCACAACCAUCAGUUGCUCCAGUUCCUGGAGGGCAGUGGCAGAUGCACUCUGCUGGCCUCUGUGGGCAACAUAUGCAUGUGGAGGCAAAAUGUUCAGAGAGAUAGAUGGGUAGAUAGACAGACAGACAGAUAGAUAGACAGUCAGACAGACAGAUAGAUCUUCUUCGAACUUGUAUUACUAAAUCUUCAAGCUUGUAUUCAUGAAAUCUGAAUAUGUAGAGGUAAGUGCUAGGCAUGCUGCCACACCUUUAAUCUUAGGAUCAGGAAGUAUAUAGUUACAAACCAAAAAGAGUCACACAGUGAGCCCUGUCUCAGAGUAAAAUGAAAAGGUGGUUGAGACAAGACUUAAAAAUAUGCUAACCA